Messenger RNA from Lottia gigantea (owl limpet), 927 nucleotides. RefSeq lists its product as hypothetical. NCBI's taxonomy places the organism in Eukaryota, Metazoa, Mollusca, Gastropoda, Lottiidae. Bases 1 to 927 code for a protein of 308 amino acids. The transcript has a single exon. The record is from RefSeq and is a predicted model, not a curated record.
AUGGAAGUUUUCCAACAGUUGAAAAAUAAAGCAUCUCAAGCUUUACCGGAGAUUACACAUGUUAGAGAACGAAUUAGCACCAGUCUUCAAGAAUCCUUUGACUCAAUCCCAAUUCGGUGGCCAAAUUCUGGCCACAGAGAUGAAGCAUUUAGAAGAAGAGCAGCUUCAUAUGACGAAUACUAUUUGAGGAUAUCAAAUACAAAAGCAGCCCUCAGAAGAAAGGAGGGAUUGAUUUCCCCUUUAAUUAAUAAAUUCGACAGACUAGAGCAAACUAUGACGCCAAAAAAGAUGAGUGAAAAAGAAAAAGCAAAAGAACCAAAUACCAGUCUCCGAAUAUCAAAAAGUGUCGGUUCUACAUCUAAUUUUGAUUUUAAUGAAAGAGUGCCUAGUUGUCGAGAUAUGAAGUCAGUUUCUUCUUACGACUCUGGUUUUAGAGAAACAUCUAUGUUUGAGUUUUUCAUCCCGCAAUAUAAAGACUCUAUAGCUGAUGUGGAACUGGACACUGAUCAAGUACAACUAACGAUCAACCACGAACAUAGAAAGAAUGCACUCCAUGUAUCUAUUCAUCGCGCAACGUUAACUUUCCCCAAUAAUGGACGAAUAUACGCUAAAUUAUGCCUCCUUCCAAACAAACUUCAAAAAAAGAAGGGAAAGGCUAUCGAUUUAGCUAAAGCUAAGAGAUGGGAAGAGGACUUUCGGUUCACUGAUUUAUCAAUUGGCCAACUAGAAACAUGUUCCAUCAAAAUCAAAAUUUAUCAAGAAAAUGGCUUUUUUAAACGACCGUUUUUAAAGUAUGGUGCAGUGAUUGCUUUGAAGGAUGUAGACAUUACCGACUUCAGAACUACUGUUCUAUCUUUAACAACAAUAACCAACCAAAUCACCCAUCAUUCAGCUCUUCGUCGUAAGAAUGCGGGCGGGUGUGCCUAA